Dunckerocampus dactyliophorus (ringed pipefish) is the source of this 6124-nucleotide messenger RNA. It is a transcript of the gene alox12, whose product is annotated as arachidonate 12-lipoxygenase. Gene Ontology annotation, molecular function: protein binding; iron ion binding; arachidonate 12(S)-lipoxygenase activity. The transcript has 15 exons. The record is from RefSeq and is a predicted model, not a curated record. Lineage: Eukaryota; Metazoa; Chordata; Actinopteri; Syngnathiformes; Syngnathidae. Gene Ontology annotation, biological process: linoleic acid metabolic process; lipid oxidation. The coding region runs from base 304 to 2316 and encodes 670 amino acids.
CUAUUUCCCAUUUAUGUGUGUGUGUGCGUGCGUGCGUGCGUGCGUGCGUGUGUGAAAACUGAGACUAGACACCUACCUCACAAAGGAAUGGUUGAGGGGUGUGUUCUAGAGUUCAACUGGGAAGAGAAAGACAAGCAAAACACAAACUUUACUUUCUUGCAAAUGCCAAAAGACCAUUGACCAGGUGGAGUGUCGAAUACUUGCACCAAAAGGUGAAGAUAGAAAAUAAAAGGCAGCGAGAGGAAAAAGGAGCAGAGGAAAGGAGCACAGGGCGAAGCAGGAACACACAAAUCAGACAGCACAAUGGAAAGCUACACCAUCACUGUGGCAACCGGCACAUCCGAGUACUCAGGUACCAGCAACUACAUUUAUGUGACCCUGGUGGGGAAGAUGGGGGAGAGUGAACGCACCCUACUGGACAAACCAGGCCUGGACUUCUGUCGAGGGGCGGUGGAUGAGUACAAGGUAAGCAGUCAUACCACUCUAGGCCCCCUGCUACUGGUCAGACUGGAAAAAGAGCGAUACUGGGUAGAAGAUAACUGGUUCUGCCGCUAUGUCACUGUGAAACCUCCAAUUGGAGACAAAGUGCUGACCUUCCCUUGUUACCGCUGGUUUGUGGGAGAUGUCACGGUGGAGAUACGAGAAGGAACAGCCAAGACGCAUAGAGAAGACUCCUUAGCUCUACUCCAAGCUCACAGAAAAAGAGAACUUCAGGAUAGACAGCAGAGUUACAGAUGGCAAACCUGGGCUACAGGGAUACCGCAAUGUAUCGAUGCUAAAACAGAAGCAGAUUUGCCCCAAGAUGCUCGUUUUGACAAUGAGAAGAGGAGUGACUUUGAGUAUUCCUUACAUUUUGCCUUGUUGGAGUUGUCGCUGAAGAAACUCGCUAUCAGUUUUGGGAAUUCCUGGGACAACCUGGAUGAUUUCAAACGGAUCUUCUGGAAACUCCGAAGCCCGAUAUCUGAGUACUGCAUGGAUCACUGGAAGGAAGACUGGUUCUUUGGCUACCAGUGCCUGAAUGGCUCUAACCCCAGAAUGAUCCGCAGAUGCAAAAGACUACCAGAGAAAUUUCCAGUCUCAGCUUCCAUGGUGCAGAGCUCAUUCCCUCCCAGGACCAACAUGGACAAUGAACUGAAGGCUGGGAACAUCUUUUUGUUAGAUUACGUCAUCAUGGAAGGGAUUCCCAGCAACACAAUCAAGGGUAAACGGCAAUACAUCGCUGCUCCUCUCUGUCUCCUUUACCAACAUCCAGACCAAGGGCUUAUACCCAUUGCUAUUCAGCUGGGGCAGACGCCGGGCUUGGACACACCCAUUUUUCUGCCCAAAGACCCGCACCUUGCCUGGCUACUGGCAAAGAUGUGGGUGCGUCACUCCGAGUUUCAGAUCUUCCAGGUGCUAUCUCACCUGCUCAGGACUCACCUGGUGGUGGAGGUGUUCUGUGUGGCCACACUGAGACAGUUGCCAGCUGUACAUCCCAUUUAUAAGCUCCUGGUCCCCCAUCAGCGCUACACACUGGAGAUUAACUGUAGGGGACGCACACAGCUCAUCUCUUCAGAUGGCAUCUUUAAACGGGUUGUGUCUACAGGUGGUGAUGGUCUGCUCAUUCUGGCCCAGAGAGACUACAAGGGUCUCACCUACCGCUCACUCCAACCAUACUUGGAUUUUGCUGAUCGAGGAGUUUCUCAGCUUCCAAAGUAUUUCUACCGAGAACACAGUCUGAUGCUGUGGGAGGCCAUACACAGCUUUGUCUCACAAAUGGUGAGCUUGUUCUACCAGUUUGACCAAGAUGUAUGUCAGGACCCAGAACUCCAAGCCUGGAUCAGAGACAUCACACAAGUGGGCUUCUCAGAACUCCCCAACUUUGGUCUUCCUGGUGAGCUGAGAAGCAAAGAGGAACUGUCCACCUUGCUUACAGUCGUCAUUUUCACCAGCACAGUCCAGCAUGCUGCUUCUAACAAUGGGCAGUUUGACUGGUGUGCAUGGAUACCAAACACGCCUUGCACCAUGAGACAGCCACCACCAACAGACAAAGACGCUGUUACAUUGGGAAUGAUCAUGGCCACCCUUCCUGAUGUCAGUCAGUCAUGUGUGCAGAUGGCCAUCACAUGGCAUCUGGGACGGCCACAACCUGAUGCAAUUUUUUUGGGUGACUACACAGAGCAGCACUUCACUGAGGGGCCGGCUUUGGAGCUGAUUGACAGAUUUAGAAAGGACCUGAAAGAGAUUGAAGGCCACAUCCUGAGUCAGAACGAAGGACAGGAGCUGCCGUACCUUUUCCUCCUGCCCAGUCGUGUAGAAAACAGCAUCACAAUAUAAAAAAACGACAAUCUUCACCUCAAGUGUGCAACAAAGAGUUUUGUAAUCAACAUUUGUUAUUCUUUAUAUAAAGAAAUAGUAUCGUACAUGUUAACAGUGUACAGCGGUAUGUAUCCUCUUCUGUGUCAGCAUCAUGCUGGGCAAUAGAUGAGAUAAUUCUACAAAUGUAAAUAGCUGACAGUGAAAACUGACAAGAGCCACUGUGUGCAUCAUCAAGUCUGGUUGAAUGUACAUUCUAGUUACAGCACUGUAAAACGAGUCCUCUGUGGUCUGAAUCAGUGUGUGGGCCGUCGGUUCCUGAACUGAAGUCUUCUUCUGCUUGUUCCUCUACUUCCAAAUGGACUUGACCUUUUUCAAGAUGGAUGUGAUCGCGGGUUUAGUGGCUUGGCUGUCUGAGGCCAUGUCAAGACUGGCACCAGGACAACAACCACCAUCCAAAAUAUUUGGGCGUAUCCUCCGUGAACGGCUCAUUUUCCACCUUUUCCACAGGGACUUCCUCUUGGAAUGUAGCGCUCCUGGUUGCAUCUCUUCGUGAAGAGCAGCUUCUGAUAAGCACUUCUUUUGUUUUCCUUCUAACAGCUUGUAGCUGCCAGAAGAAGGGAUAGACAGGGAUCUGGUCUCUGGUGAAUCUCGCAGAACCAUCGAGGAACUGUCAACCUCGUCUUUGGACUGUUUUGUGUCGUGACAGACUAGCUCGCCUGUCAUGGCAGCACUCUCUAAGGAUUCCAUUGAGCUCCUCUCAGGGACGUAGACACGGACAGCAUCGCAGAGACCCUGUCUGAGGGAGCUUUCUAAUUUUUUGGAAAACUCCUGUCUGAAGAUAUUCUCAAAGAUACUGUAGAUGUUGUGCUCAUGUGCAUCCCCGUCAGACUGGAGAAGACUGAGCCCAGACUGAGCCUGCACUUCGUCUGUCUCUGUACCUCCCAGUUUACUGUCAGGAAUGGAUGACAUGACGAGAGACUUGCAGGACAAUACUUCUUGUGCCUUCUCAUCCAAAAUAUUUGGAGUAGAUUUUUCAUAUUUCAAUGUUUUCUUGAGCAUGUUUUCCUUCUCAAGAGUGGAUGAAGCAGGUGUGGUGGGGUGGGAUUGAGCCAUCGCAGUUUCCAAAAAUGGAGUGGAAAGCCCAGAGGAGGAUUCUCCCUCAAAGAAGCAGAAAUCCUCCACGACCAUGUGCUCUGAGAUAUCUGGAUGUUUCUCCUCUUUGCUGACACUUGUGCUUAUGUCUGCCUUCUCAACAAUGGAGGAUGGAUCCUCCAAAGAGCCUACAAGCUCAGCAUCCUCUAAUGAGCUGGAAAGCCCGGAGUGUGACUCCACCUCCACAGUGCUGUCUUCCUCAUUUUUUUCUCCUACCUCUUCCUUACUCAAGCUAUCAUGUUGUAGAACGUUCUCGUUUAUUUUCUCAUUCUUGACUUUGCCUUUCUUGCUCUUCUUGCCGGAGCGAGACUUCCACAUGGACUUCACUUUUUUGACAAUCGUUUUGCCGGCUGUCUUCGUAACUUGGCUGGCGGAGUCAAUGGUGUAAACCACAGGGUGAAUGACGUGGCUGAUUAUAUUUUUAGCCUUUUCGAUGAUGGGAGAGGAAGUGAGGGAAGAAGGCACAGGAGAACCUGCCUCUCCAGUGUCAUUCAAUCGGUGUAAAAGCCUGGAGGUGGAUCCAGCCUCAGAUAUGCAGCCAUCUUUCCUUGCUCCUUCUUCAGAGGCAUCUGGAAGUUUCUCAUCCAUUACAUUUAUUGAAGAGCCAGUGUCCAUAAACAAGGUGGACAGCCGAGGGGUGGACGCCUCUCCUUCCUCUUCCUCAGAGACAAAUGCUUUGACAGGUACCAUGUUUUUGCUGGCAUUUGCCUUCUGAAAGGUGGAAGCAGAAGGGAAGGGAGAGGGAGCAGAUGAACGUGCCACCCCAGUGGAGCUCGAUGUGGCUAUAAGGCUGGAGACAUAUUCCGUCUCUUCGAAGCACAUCUCCUUCUCCCGGUUGGCUGAAGAAGAAACUGAAGAAUUGGCGUCCCCGGUCUCCUCUAAAAUGGGGGACAGCAUGGGGGUCAACUGCAUUUCAAACCUGCAGAGCUCCUCCACUGCAUCCUCAUCCAAGAUGUCAGGAGGAAUGUAUUUGCUGUCUUUUCUGGCGCUCUUGAUCUUAUUUGUAGGCAAAGAGGAAGCAGAUGAACUUUCCUCUUCACGUUCCUCAGUUGCUGGUGCAAGCCUUGAUUUUUGUUCUGCCUCGCCCAGGAUACCUGGAGGUUCCUGAUGUUCAUCCCCUAUGCUGUGCAUGGAAGAGCGAGCAGAUCGAGCUUCCAUCCCAGGGUCCUCAGAAGUGGAUGGAAGACUGGAGCGUGGUUCUACUUCCUCCUCUACUUUAUCUUGACCCAACCACACUGACCGGACUUUUUUGGCGAGUGUUUUGCCGGCCGAUUUGGUAACUUCGAUGGUGUCCACCACAGGCUGCAUCACUUGGCUGAUCAUACUCAUGGCCUUCUCAAGGAUCGGAGAAGACAUGGAUGAAGAGUCAUCUAAUGGCUGUAAAGUUUCUCCUUCUUCCUUGGCCUCGUCAUUGCUGUCACCCACCUGGCUGUCCUCUAAGGUAUUACUGUCAGGCACUUCAUCCUUAGAUGACAUUACAGACCCCUCCUUUCCUUCCACCUUGGCAUGCUCGGCAAACAUGAGCCGCUCAGCAAAAAAGGCCUUAAGGUAUUCUUUAAUUUUCUGCUGAGUGAUAUUGCCGUACGACGACUCGUCAAUGUAAGUAUCCGAGUUGGAGCGUUCCUCUGCAUCCCAGAGGGCAAUUAGCUGCCUCAACUUUGCAAUGUCUGCAAUGCUUUUCUCCACAAUGCUCUUGAUGAUGUUGUUGAUCUUGUCAUCCUUCUCUUUGUCCAAUAGGCUUAAAGCUGUAUCCUGGAGGACACACAUCUGAUUAGCAUCCCGAUCCUUUUUAAAUAAAUGAUUACCUGUUUCAUUACCUGAUGCACUUCCGAAAUGUUCACAUGGUCGCCAAGCAUCCCCCGCUGUACAAAAAAUUCUUUGAGGCAUUUCUGAGUGUUGAGAAGGUCAAAAAUACCGUAUGGCGACAAUUGGCUCUUCUCUGUGAUCUUUCUCAGGUGAGUUUUGUUGAAACUCGCCGCCAUCUUCGCUUCCAUGGCCUUCAUCCCUUUCCUCCUUUUCUAAGAUUUCUGCUUUUCGGAACACAAUAUUUGUGGACAGGCACAACCUUUUCUUUUGCCUCUUUGAUCAAAGCCAUGCAAAGGAGAUUGAAGAAUGACAUCAGCAAAAUUUGUCAUGAAGGCAUGACAUCAUCAUGUUUUGUUGUCAUCAAAGUGUGAUGACUAAUAAUGAGGUUUCAAAUGAGCGGGAGCAAAUCAGUCGAGUUUAACUCCAAAGCAUCCAAUCGCGAGUUACCAACAGAAACUUACAAAGAUGGCUACCUUCCAUGUACAAAGUAGAUAACCAGCUCAAGUCAAACACGUCCCAUUUCUGCACUUUUAUUCAAACACGAUGUUAUCAUGUUAUAUUUUUUCAUCAAAUUUCUUUCUUUCAUUUAUACAGUAAGUCUGUUCUUUUGACAAGUUUAUGUUGUUAUACAUUUACUUUAAAUUCUGGUCAGCUGUCUGUUCAUUUUAAGUACACCAAAUCAUUAAAAGGAAAUAACAUGUAAGUCUCCUGCAACUUUCAGCUCCUUUCCAGCAGCUGUCACAAGUGCACCAUGUAAGCCUAAACAAGACAAAUAAAAAAAAGCCUUAUCACCACAAACGAUGCAAUAUUCCAAGUGAAGCUUCCUACAAGGGAAGGAGUCACAUGGAGAAGAGCCUUACAAAAUGAU